AUGAAGAACCACAGUGUUAUCUCUGAGUUCAUCCUCCUCGGGCUGUCUGCUGACCCCCAGAUCCAGGCUCUGCUCUUUGUGCUGUUCUUUGUUAUUUACCUGCUGACCCUGAUGGGGAACCUGAUGCUGCUGCUGGUGAUCGGGUUUGAUUCCCAUCUUCACAUCCCCAUGUACUUUUUCCUGGGACAGUUGUCCUUCCUCGAUCUCUGCCACUCCUCUGUCACUGUGCCCAAGCUAUUGGAGAAUCUCCUGUCUGAGAAGAAAGCUGUCUCAGUGGAGGGCUGCCUGGCUCAGGUCUUCUUCCUGUUUGCCACUGGGGGCACCGAAUCCUGCCUCCUCUCUGUGAUGGCCUAUGACCGUUACGUUGCCAUCAGUUCUCCUCUGCUCUACAGCCAGGUGAUGAACAGACAGCUGUGUGUGGGGCUGGUGUGGGGCUCCUGGGGCUUGGCUUUUCUGGAUGCCCUCAUCAAUAUCCUUGUAGCUCUCAAUUUAGACUUCUGUGAGGCUCAGACUAUCCACCACUUCUGCUGUGAGCUGCCCUCUCUCUACCCUUUGUCCUGCUCUGACGUGACUGCAAGUUUUACUGCCCUGCUCUGCUCCAGCAUCCUACAUUUCUUUGGAAAUUUUCUCCUGGUGUUUUUCUCCUAUGUUCGCAUUUUGUCCACCAUCCUGAGCAUCAGCUCCACCACGAGCAGAAGCAAGGCCUUCUCCACCUGCUCCUCCCACCUCACUGCAGUGAUCUUCUUUUAUGGCUCAGGAUUCCUCCGCUAUCUCAUGCCAAAUUCAGAAUCUACUCAAGAGUUAAUCUUCUCCUUGCAGUACAGUGUGAUCACCCCCAUGCUGAAUCCUCUCAUCUACAGCCUGAAAAACAAGGAGGUGAAGGCAGCUGUCAAAAGGGUGUUGAGAAAAUAUUUCUAG
Messenger RNA from Molossus molossus (Pallas's mastiff bat), 918 nucleotides. RefSeq names its product olfactory receptor 8S1-like. Gene Ontology annotation, cellular component: membrane. The coding region runs from base 1 to 918 and encodes 305 amino acids. NCBI's taxonomy places the organism in Eukaryota, Metazoa, Chordata, Mammalia, Chiroptera, Molossidae. Gene Ontology annotation, biological process: G protein-coupled receptor signaling pathway. The record is from RefSeq and is a predicted model, not a curated record. The transcript has a single exon. Gene Ontology annotation, molecular function: olfactory receptor activity; G protein-coupled receptor activity.